AUGUCGGGCGGCGGGACUGGAGCGCCGCGGCGCAGGGAGUACUGGGUCUGCAGGUGCAAGGAGUGGAACUGGUGCGACAGGCGGGCGACCUGCAAGUCUUGCGGGAAGGAGGCGCCAGCGUGGGCGAAGCGCCUGCGCGCGGCGCAACUGCCCCAGGCCGACGGGGAAGGCUUCGUCCAGCAGCCCAGAGGGCGCUCGCAUCAGCGUGCAGCGCGCCGAGCUGGAGACGCCUCCCGAACAGCCUCGGCCGCCAGCACCGUGCCGAGCAGUGCGCCCAACAGCUGGGGGCGGCCGCGGGGCGGUGCCAAGCCGCCGCCUUGGCGUGAGGAGCGCGUGGAGCAGCCAGAGGAGCCAGCGUCGAGUCUGGAGCGCAGGCUCGAGGAAGCCCAGGCUCGCAUCUCCAGCCUCCGCGAGGCGGUCGCCAUGGAGGAGACCAGCGAGGCCUUCCAGCGUGAGGCCAGGGCGGCCCUCCUCGCGGCGGAGGCCUCGGCCGAGAGGGCAGAGGCUGAGCUCCGCGAGGCCCAGCGGCUUGGGAGGCCCCCUCACGCCGUCCUCCACGGCGGCGCCAACGCCAUGCAGAAGGUCGAGAAGCAGAUCGCUACAACCAGAGCCAAGCGCGAGCAGGCCGUGCAGCGGGCUGACUCCCUCAGAGGGAGGAUUGCGGCGAUACAGGAAGAGCUGACCGAGACAGAGUCCGAGGUCGAGGACUUUGACAGCCUGCUCGUCAAGCUCGAGGAGUCGAAGGCCCAGACAGUCCAGCAGGCGCUCCAGCGGGCCAUCGAGGUGUGCGGAGGCCAGCAGCCCCUUGAGACCGCGGUCGGGGGCCUCGUCACCCAGGUCAGCCAGCUGGGGGAGUUGCUCGGCCGCAACGCGGACGGCGUCGCGCCCAGGCUCCUGGAAAUCAUGGGCGUUAUUGCCACGCAGAGCGCAGCCAUCUCGGACAUGCUCCACCCCGCUGCGCCUGCCGCCGCAGCCUCGCGUUGGGCCGACGGCCUUGGCGGGGGCGGGCUCGCCGUCGACGACGAGGAAGGCGCCCCCGCCCCAGCCGCUGGAGCCUCCGCCCCCGCAGUGCAGCGGCCGCCAGCGGAGGCAGCAGGGCAGCAGGUGCGGCCAUGCCCGCCCACCCAGCGGGCGAGCCCAGCAGUGGGGCCCUACGGGCCAGCCGCCGCCCGCGGGCAGUCGGGCGCGGCGCUCGGCGCUCGGCCCCAGCCUGGCAAGGCCGAGCGCGGGGUCCUUGAGGAUGCCAGGGACGAGCACGAGGACGGCCAGGCGAGAGUGGGCAGGGCUGUGCCUGCCUCUGAGAAGGUUGCUGGGCUGCUCCGUGCAUGCUUCGACGUGCUGGACGUCUACGGCAACACAUGUGACCGUGCCUCGGAGGUGCUAGAGGCCUACAUCGCGCGUGGGGACGCGCACCUGAUCGCCGAGGACAUGAUCCACAAGGCUGGGCCUACGUCCAGUGUGGCAUGGGGGCGGACGGUUACUGGUGAAGCUGACGGAGAGUUGCGCGGUGGGCGUGUCACCGCGGGCCCCCGCUCGGAGCGGCGCGCCCGCGGCGCGGCCCUCGGCCUCAGGCUGCGGCGUGCGGAGCCCCGCAGGGCCCUCGACCUGGAUCCGCCCAUGCUGGUCACGGACUGCACGCCCCAUAGUCUUGCAGGAUGGUUGCACUCGGGCGAGCGCUCCCCGCCGAUACCCAGAGGAGCACUCGAGGCUACAGCGCCGCGGCAGGCGUCAGCAGCGGAGCCCUGGGCGCACCGCGACUUCCCCGUGGAGGCAGCUGUCCUCGCCCUGGGCAGUUUCGGCUGGCACUUCAGGUUCGAGCGGUGCCUCAUCACGGACGUGCGGGACAUGACGCUGAUGGGGCUGCGUGCGCUUGACUCCGAGGCCAGCCUAGGGGCGAGGCGCGCCUCGGGUUGGCUUGAGAUGCGGAAGCUGGCCAGUGCCCCGUCUGUGUGUGGCCCCGCCUUUCGGGUUGCCUGCAGGGAGUUCGUCAGGCCAGGAGGCGAGCUCGGCGAGCGCCAGAGGAGCGGGCUGGUCUCCCACCUCACGAACGCGCACUGGCCGCAGGCGAGGCUCCGCAGUAUGUUCGAGUGCCCCAUGCUGGCGGCCCCGCUGAGCGACUCAGUCUCACCAGCGCUGGCGAGGAGCGCCGUGCGGGUUCGCCCUCUCGGAGUGGCAGCAGGGGAGGUCGUUGCUCGGCGCUGGUGGUCAGCGACGCCGCCCCUACAAGGGCCUCGCACGGACGCCAUGAGUUGCUGGAGGACACGCAGGCCGUCCGACGUCAAGCCCAAUGGCAAUUUGUGCGUGGACGGCUCGUCGUUCGACCAGCGGCUCUACGCCUGGGGACUCGCGGGCUGGGCUUUUGCUCAAUGCGACGACGACGGCAGCCUCGUCGCGGGCGCCCACGUGACCGUCAGGAGGGCCCUCCCGCCACAGCAGGCUGCCCGUGGCGGUGAGGGCUUCGCGGUCUGGAAGAAUGUGAUCUACGCGGGCCCUGCUGUCGAGGAGGUCCCCAUCGGCGGCCGCGGCACGGCGAAGGGCCAGCACAAGGAGCUGGCCUACGCGACGGGCCCGACCAAGGCCAACGCCCACCCCUGGAGGAGCCCCGCCGCCCUCGGACCUGGUGGCUCCAGGGCGAACAAGGUGACCGCCCACGGCAACAGGCAGGCGGUGAUCGGCGGGCUACGCGCGGAGGCGCAGUGGCGCGGCGCCCUGCGCGCCCGCGGCUCCGCCGAGCUGGGAGCACGGCUGCGCGCCGAGGCGGCUGUCGCCAGGCGGGACAUCGCGGAGAAGGAUAGUGACCGCCUCCUCGCGUCCGACGAGGGGCAGUGGGCGAGGUUCGCCGACCUGGAGGAGCAGGCCGAGCAGGCCUCUGCAGGCAGGCCGACGGAGCAGCAGCCGCACUUGGAGUGCUUCCGCUCGGCGGCCAGCGCGGUCGGCCUCUCCUUCACCGCGGCCGGCGCAGGCCGCCUCGGCCACUCCCUGGCGCACGCGCUCUGCGACGCGGGCGAGGAGUUUCAGGAGCAGGUGGCAUGCAGCAGGCGCGGCGCCUACAUGGUCCUCGGCGGCCGCGCUGGGGGCCGCCCUAAGCUCAAGGAGCCAUGCAUCGGGACAAGGGCCAUCGGGCAGCGCAGCCAGCGCCGCCUCUGGCCUCGAGGGCUUCAUCCAGGUGGACGGCCACGCGGAGGAGUCCAGCAGCGCAUGGAGAAAGGUGCAGAGCUCCCUGCGCUGAGGCUGCAGGGGCCUCUGGCCCCGCCGGCCCAGGAGGGCUUCCUGGCCUGGCUGGGCAUCGCGAUCGAAGAGGGCCCCCCGCCAGCAGGUGGCAGUUCAGCGGCAGCGCCUGGGCAUGCAGGCGGCCGCGAGCAGGGGCCAACGACGCGGCCGACGGCGACGGCGCAGCAGGAGGUGGCGGGCGUCGACCCGUGGGUCGCCAUGCUGGCCGCGUGCGGCAUGUUCGAGCAGUGCCUCGCCGAGCGGGCGCUGGCCGCCAGCUCCACCGCGGUGUACCGCCGCGACCGCCCGCGGCGCGGCCGCGGCCUGAGCCCUGGCGGCGUGUGCUCGGGCGAGUAG
This is a messenger RNA of Prorocentrum cordatum, 3567 nucleotides long. The record is from the annotation of a GenBank genome assembly. NCBI's taxonomy places the organism in Eukaryota, Dinophyceae, Prorocentrales, Prorocentraceae.